AGCACCGAUCGUAAUGUACUGUAACGGUUUGGAUACAAAUGCAAGAACAAACAAUAGGCUACAUAAAUGAUGCAGUAGGCCUUUAAUACAUAUCGAAGAUGGGUCAGUGAUUUAAACACGCUCAUUCCCUCUGCAGUUUUGGAUAGGUUUAUUUUACGCUCAAGUUUACGCUCAUAAAAUAGGCAGUGCGUUUUCGGUCGGUGGAUGUGUCAGUAAGCGUCUUUGACGGGAGAAUUGGCGCAUCUCACGGAGCAGCCACCAGGACAAUCGGGUUAUGAACGAUUCGGCCUUUUUGCAAAAAUACGCUAUGUUUUCCCGUGGAGUGAUGCAAUCACCUUCGGUUGCAUGCAGGACAGCGAUGGGCCAUUGGUAGAUCAUACAGUUGUAUUAUUAUAAACGGGGACGCUCCUCCCGAAGCCAUAUUUGUUUUGUAUGCCAAAUUGAGGUAGGGGGUGGAGAGUCGCUACAGAAACAUUGGGCUUUGGCCAAACAUCACCCUGUAUUAGUCAAUAAUUUACGUUUAGUCGUGGGUUUGCGUUCCUUUUCGUGCAAAAUUUCCGAAUUGAGCGAAUUUUGCCAGAGAAAUGCAGCUUGCUUGAGGACACCCCCGAUAUCGGUUGGCUGCUGCUGCCAUGAUUGGCAGAAGUCUCCUCUCGAUCACUGCUUCGCGGGUUGGAGAAGAAGCAGAUUGAUUUGGACCUGGUCUCAGCUGCGGAACUGCCGAUGUCGGAUGUUAUUAUCAGUGGAGCCUGAUCCUGUAAAUAUUAGAAGCGCAAACAAAGAGUAAUUCUGGAAAAACUCAGGGAAAAUGUCUUCUCGUUCUGCGUUACCGUCUGGGAACGACAGGGGCACGGACCAUCAUGUGACCCUGGCUGCCAGCCGCUCAGACAAGGGAACCAGCCUGUCCAGCCGCUCGCUGGGUGCCCGCUGCAGGAACUCCAUGGCCUCCUGCUCUGACGAGACUCCGCACAUCGGCAACUACCGCCUGCUCAAGACCAUCGGCAAGGGCAACUUUGCCAAGGUCAAACUGGCGCGCCACAUCCUGACGGGCAAGGAGGUUGCAAUAAAAAUCAUUGACAAAACUCAGUUGAAUCCAACCAGCCUACAAAAGCUUUUUCGAGAGGUUCGGAUAAUGAAAGGUUUAAAUCACCCAAACAUAGUGCAGCUGUUCGAGGUGAUUGAGACUGAUAAGACCCUUUACCUAAUCAUGGAGUAUGCCAGUGGAGGUGAAGUGUUUGACUACCUCGUAUCUCAUGGUAGAAUGAAGGAGAUUGAAGCCAGAGCCAAAUUUCGACAGAUUGUGUCUGCUGUCCACUACUGCCACAUGAAGAACAUUGUCCACCGAGACUUGAAGGCUGAGAACCUCCUGCUGGACGCCAACGCCAACAUCAAGAUCGCCGACUUCGGCUUCAGUAAUGAGUUCACGCUGGGCAACAAGCUGGACACGUUCUGUGGCUCCCCGCCCUACGCUGCCCCGGAACUGUUUCAGGGGAAGAAGUACGACGGGCCCGAGGUGGACGUCUGGAGCCUGGGAGUCAUACUAUACACGCUGGUGUCAGGGUCGCUGCCCUUCGAUGGGCAGAACCUCAAGGAGCUGCGUGAGCGCGUCCUGAGAGGGAAGUAUCGCGUGCCCUUCUACAUGUCCACCGACUGCGAGGGGAUCCUACGCCGGUUCCUGGUGCUCAAUCCCACCAAGCGCUGCACCUUAGAUCAAGUCAUGAAGGACAAGUGGAUAAAUGCAGGGUAUGAUGAGGAUUCCUUGAAGCCCCAUAUAGAGCCUGUUGAGGACUACAGUGAUGCCGCUCGCAUAGAGGUGAUGGUGGGGAUGGGCUUUACUCCCGAGGAGAUCAAGGACGCUCUGCUCAACCAGAAGUACAACGAGGUCACCGCUACCUACCUAUUGCUGGGCCUCAAGAAUGAGGAUGGUGGCGAGUCUCGUUCGGCCAGUACCCUGUCCCUGGCACGGGUCCGGCCCAGCCCCAUCACCAACGGGACCAACAAGCACUCCUUGGCCACUGCAGGCUCCUCUUCCUCCUCUUCAUCCUCCUCACACAGCAAGACCCAGCGUAGCGCUUCCACCUAUCACAGGCAGCGGCGGCACAGUGACUUCUGCGGGCCCUCCAUGCCGGUCAUGCACCCCAAGAGAAGCCCCACCAGCACAGGUGACCGGGAGCUGCGGGAGGGGCGCAUGCCCCCGCGUAAGGCCAGCUGCAGCGUGAUGGGCAGUCGCUCGCUGCCACCCUCCAGUCCCAUGGUCAGCAGUGCCAAUAACCCCAACAAGUCAGAGAUCCCGGACCGCCGAAAGGAGAUGACUGCCACCACGGUGAGAAACAGUGAGAACAACAUCCCGGGAAGUGCCAUGACCCGGCGGAACACAUAUGUCUGCACGGACCGCUCCAGCACCGACAGACACUCACUGCUGCAGAAUGGCAAGGAGAACAGCUCCCUGUCCCACCGCCUGCCCCCCACAUCCCCCUCCACCCUGAGCAUCUCUGGGGCCGGGGCCUCCUCCUCCUCUAGCGAGCGCUGCCGUCUGACACGGGGCUCCACCAUUCGAAGCACCUUCCACGGGGGCCAGCUGAGAGACCGGGGCCCGCCCGUCUACUCGGCCCCGCCCACCUCCCCCACUCUGUCCCACCAUGAUGCAAGUCCCCUGCCGCACGCCCGCAGCCGUGCCACCUCCAACCUCUUCACCAAGCUCACCUCCAAACUCACACGCAGGGUCAAUCUAGAACCCUCUAAGCGCCAGGGCUCAAACAAAUCAGUCUCGGGUUGUACCCUUCCCCAGGGAUCAAAAACAGUUAGGUCACAAAUGAACCUGAGGGAAUCUGCCGAUCUGCGGUCACAAGGUCAGUAUAUGUCACAAGUUGCCAUUUACCUGGGCAUCAAAAAGCGUCCGAGCCCCGGGCCGUCGGACGUGGCUGGGAUCUGAGGGGACCUGGGGGGCGGCGGGACCCAGCGGAGGUGGUGCUGGCUCUGCGGGAGGCGGCACGGGGUUGCGGCUGCCAGGUCCACCAUGCCGGCCCCUUUCUGCUCUCCUGCACCCACGGGGCAGCCGGUGGUCAAGUGGCCUUUGAGGCCGAGGUGUGCCACCUCUCCACAGGGGGCAGCGCCGCCAACAAUGAGUCUUCCAACGGGGUGCGAUACACGCGACUCUGGGGGGCACCGCUUGCUUUCCGGGACAUCGCCACGCAAAUCUCAAAGGACCUCGAACUCUGAAUAUAAUGGGGGUUGAGAAGGAUGGAAAGAGAAAUAGAUAAAGGGACUUGGGGCUGCAGAUAAAUACAUUUCCUCCUGUCUCUUACGUGGCUAAAGACCUACCCCCCUCCACACCAGUCUCAACCUAACCACCCAAACACCCCACGCCACACAGACUCAAGCAUCUCCUCCCCCCAACUUCAUCCACUGGAUCCGGACCAGAGAGAUAUCCAGCUUCAUAUUUUUUAUCGUUAACUCUAGCCAGAAUGACUAUUACUUUUAUGAUUGGUAUCAUUGUGGUUUUUAACCAUCACCACCUCCGAACCGACACUAUCGAAAACAUUCUCGAAAACAUUUCUUGUGUCUCGCCGUCUUUGAUUGUCUUCUGCGUGUCACUGUAUGUGUUUUUGGUCAUUCUUCUCCCAUUUGAACAUUAUUAUGGAUAAAGUGAUAAUCCAAGGACUUGUCGCCAGUGAACAACAUGCACAAAUAGGGAGACAGUUGCUCUGUCUUUCAUUGUGUGCAUGGUAUGGGCGGGAUUGAAUUAUUGGCAAUGACAGAGGAGUUGACAGACACUUUGAACCAGCCAAUGGUGACCUUCACAUCCAUUUUCCGCUUACAAUAUCAUCAACAGAAUACAGUAGCAGAUGGGGAUGUUUUCUCGGACACACCAUGAAUCUUUCUCAGUAAGUCUUAUAGCACAUGACAAAUAUAAACUGGACAUAUAUAGGUUUCAGUUUUGUAGUAUUGUACAACCCACACCGUAAUAAGCUGUUUUGUUAAUGUAUAAGAUCAGGUAGUAUACACUUUGGUACACAUCAUGCUCCAUCAGCGGCAAUAUGAAAACGUAAUCUAUGUAGAUCAAAACUGUGGUUCAUAGUGCUAUUUUUUCACCUUCAUACCUCUUUAGCUACCUGUACAUUUGGUUUCCUGCACACACCCUUCCAAAGUAAUUCCAUUGGCACAUUCCUUUUCCUGAGAAACAAUUUUAACCCUCUGAUUGGCUGGGAUCAAUGUCUGUGUUGGAACUGGUCAUUACCAAUAAUCAUAUCAAGCAGUUUUUAAGCAUUUCAUCCCAUACUUCUCACGAUAUGAUCUAUCCCUUUUACCUUUCUUCAGCAAAGUUGAAUUCAAGUCAUGAAAGAGUUACACAGUUCCUCUGCAUAAAAUUGCCUAACUCAAUGUAUUAUGGCUGAAAGGGUGGCUGGAAAGGAAGAGAAUCCAACCGCUUUUCACUGCAGAACAUUGCGCCCUUGAAUGCCACAUGGCUUUGCCAAAAUGAAAAGCUGUCAGACAUACUAGUGAACCAAAUUUGUAACAGACAAUGUUUGAAGUACAUGAUUAUUUAAGUAUUUGAAAUAUUUUAUUUCUGUGUAUUUGAGUAAGUCGUAUAUGUAUAUAUGUAUAUAUGUAUAUGUGUAUAUAUAUAUAUAUAUAUAUAUAUAUAUAUAUAUAUACAUAUAUGUAUAUAUAUAUGUAUAUACAUAUGUACAUAUGUAUAUUUACAUAUACAUAUAUAGAUAUAUAAAUGUCAUAUUGCUUUCAGUGCAAUGCGAUGCAAUGCAAUUUAGUUUGAUUUCUAUUCCAUGCCAUGCCGAUUUAUCUUCAGCCAUCUCACUACAUUGAAGGUGAACAUCAAAAUCUGUUUUUUUCUGAGGCAACUGAAACCACCCAAUCACAUUUCCACUGUUACACACACUGGUGCCUCUACUCUGACACCCUUCAGCAUUUUGACAUUGGUGAACUUCAGAUCAAACUGGUUUUGUCUACUGCUGAUGACUAUCUGACAUGACAAAAUGCUACAGUUUACUAUAUAAUACUAUAGUACUUACUAUAGAAUUAUGUAGUUAACUGUAGUAUACUGUAGAAUACUAUACUCCACACUGUAGUAUCCCUCGAUCAUGUGUAGCACUUACUAUAUAAUUUUGUAGUAUACUGUAGAAUGCUAUACUACACACUGUAGUACCCCUCGAUCGUGUAGUUCUUACUAUAUAAUCUUGUAGUAUAUUGUAGAAUACAAUACUCCACACUGUAGUAUCCCUUGAUCGUGUGUAGUACUUACUUUAGAAUAUUGUAGUGUUCUGUAGAAUGCUAUACUCCAUACUGUAGUAUCCCUCGAUCGUGUAGUGCUUACUAUAGAAUUUUGUAGAAUACUUAACUCCACAUUGUAGUAUCCAUUGAUCAUGUGUAGUACUAUAGCAUGUUGUAGUAUACUGUAGAAUACUAUAGUAAAUACUACAGUAAUUUCCUCAAAAAUACUACAGUACCCGCAAAAAACACUACAAUGUUCUAACUAUAGUAAUUCUACAAUAUUCAUUUGCAUAUACCUCACCCAUUCCCAUACCGCGUACCCCAAUUUGUGCCACCCAUGAAUGAGAAACCUACAUGCCAAGUAUAGGUCAUAUAUUGUGUUCCCUACAGGUUAUAUAAAAGAGCAGAAGCUCUAAAGUAUCCGUUCAGACUCCAUUCCUACCUACAGGUUAUGGAAAAUUUGCUCUUUUAGUGUUUGUCCUGUUGGUUUCCUUCAGGGCGGCAAGUAGCCUAGCAGUUAGAGCGUUGGGCCAGUAAUCGAAAUGUUGCUGGUUUGAAUGCAUGAGCUGACAAAGUGAAAAAUCUGUGCAAUGUGCCCUUGAGCAAGGUACUUAACCCUAAUUUGCUAAAGGGGUGCCAUACUACUAUGGCUGACCCUGUAAAACAACACAUUUCACUGCACCUAUCCGGUAUAUGUAACAAUAGUAAACUCUAUAGUAAACUGUAAAUCAUGUCUGCAAAAACACUACAGUAUAUACUACAGUACACUACAGUCAUGUCUGCAAAAACACUACAGUAUAUACUACAGUACACUACAGUCAUGUCUGCAAAAACAGUACAGUUGAAUACUAUAGUAAAGUCUGCAAAACGCUACAGUGAAUACUAUAGUAUAUAAAUAUAGUAAUACUACAGUAUUUUUACCAUAGUAUAUUAAUGUAUUUUUUCAUGUGGGGUCGGCUACUGUGGGUUGUAGGGGAAGUGCGUAGACACGCAGAGGAGUAAUUUAGAGAGACAGAGAGAGACAUAAAGACAAUGUGACUGGGAUGCUGUGUUUUCCCUGUUGCUCCUCUUACAGUAUGCCUACAUACAGUAAAAGUACAAUGUUGGAAAAUAAGAACCUCAAAAAGGCUUCCUCACCCUCCUCCUGAUUAGAAUGAAGGACGUACUGUGAUGUUCAUGUAGGCUACAGGGACCAAGAUGUCUGCCUGGUUAUUUACUGUUAACGCUCUCGGUCUCCGUUUUGGCUUUUUGCUCAUGGUGAUUUAACCAGUCAGACCAACGUGAUCAUGUAGGGUUUGAUCUUCAUCACAAGUGUUUUUGCUGUCUGUAUGUCAGUUUGUUUUUGCCAUCCUCCUCCUGUCGGUUAUUUUUUCAAAAACACUCACAACUGUCAUCUGCUUCACAGACACGUUGUUGAAUAAUCUCUUCUGAAUCUCCUUGUGCUGUUUUGUCUGCCCCAUGACAGGAUCCCCUAUAUAGGAGAACAAUACUAGUCCACUACAUUUCACCGCCCUUUACAGUACAGACAGACACACUUAUUGACCUGAAGAGGGUCAGUCCUAUGUCCUAUAACAUUGUGGUGUAUAUUAGCAUUAGGUAAUAUAGACCUCAAUGCACUUUGCUUUGACUUGAAUCAGCUCCUUCCAGUGGACCCUAGGGCCAUGCCCAUAAUGAGCCACUGGAUGGCGCCAAUGUCUUAAAUGUGAACACUUCAAUUUGUGGAUAUUUGCACAGGUACUUUUAUUUAUUUUUUAGAUGAAUAUCGUAAUAAAAAAAACUGGAUUUAUAUCAGCCAGUUAAUGGCUGAAUAUAAAAUAUAUGAAUAUAGUAUAUAUCUUAGCGGUCAAGGUUUAUUUAUAGCUAGAACAAGGGAAGUGCUUCUAGUUUUAAGCAGUUUCUGUCAAUGACAAUAGGGAACAAUACCAACUUGCAAUCCUGCAUGACUUCAGAGUUUGGGUUUUGGGGGUAAAACAUGUAAUGAUUCACACCCAUAGGUGGAUGCUUUAUGAAAUAAAGAUGCAGUCAGUGUUUCGACCUGAUUAUGGACACAGAUAAACUGUACUGGGUAUUGUCCCUGCUCCCCCCCCCCCCCCUAUCACAAGUACAGAUGGCAGAUUUGGGGUAAAUUCCAAUGAUGUGACUCCUUCUAUUACUUACAGGGAAAUUGAUUCACUUGAUAUUCUGAAAUGUAAUUCACAAAUCUCUGAAUUUCUCUACUGUAUAACAAAAUGUAAAAUAACAGAUUUUUUUUUUUUAAUUCCAAUGUGUUGUUACAAAUUCUGCAAUUUUACAAAUGUUUAAAUUGAGACCAUCUCUGAUGGUCAGGCACAUCUGGGGUUGGGUUGGGUUGCGUUCAAGCCAUAGAAACGUCCAUUUAAGUUUUUACAGAAUGAAGGGGAAGCAUCUGGUUGAACAUAUCCAAAGUGGUUGCUAAGGUGAAGGAAAAAAUUGUUUCCAGGUAGAAUACAAACCUAUGAAAUGCAUUUAGAAAAAGAUAGUACAAUGUGUGCUGGUAUGCCUAUAAGAGACUGUCAGUGGUAUAGAUGGUUGUUGGAAACAGUAUUAUGACCCCAGGGGCUCAGUAUUUAAGGAAUGUGCAUUGUCAUGCUGGAACUGUUUAUUUGUUUUAACCGUUGAUGUAAUAUGCAAUAGAGGCCAAUGAGAUGGAAGAAGAGACACGUUUUGACCUGGAUGCCUAAUUCUGUUCACCCAUUGACCCCUUCAGAAACAAACAAUGUGAGAUUGUGUAGCCCAAAGGCCCUGGUGCUUUUGGUCUACAGCGAAAGUGAGAAACAUGGAGCUGACGAGAAAUAAAAUUCACAAAUGUUAUCUUU
This is a messenger RNA of Oncorhynchus kisutch (coho salmon), 8063 nucleotides long. It is a transcript of the gene mark4a, whose product is annotated as MAP/microtubule affinity-regulating kinase 4a. The record is from RefSeq and is a predicted model, not a curated record. Gene Ontology annotation, cellular component: cytoplasm. The transcript has 18 exons. NCBI's taxonomy places the organism in Eukaryota, Metazoa, Chordata, Actinopteri, Salmoniformes, Salmonidae. Gene Ontology annotation, biological process: intracellular signal transduction; protein phosphorylation; microtubule cytoskeleton organization. Bases 809 to 2932 code for a protein of 707 amino acids. Gene Ontology annotation, molecular function: tau-protein kinase activity; ATP binding.